Chlamydomonas reinhardtii is the source of this 4718-nucleotide messenger RNA. RefSeq lists its product as uncharacterized. Gene Ontology annotation, biological process: mitotic spindle organization; regulation of cytokinesis; protein phosphorylation. NCBI's taxonomy places the organism in Eukaryota, Viridiplantae, Chlorophyta, Chlorophyceae, Chlamydomonadales, Chlamydomonadaceae. Bases 310 to 3660 code for a protein of 1116 amino acids. Gene Ontology annotation, molecular function: protein kinase activity; ATP binding. The record is from RefSeq and is a predicted model, not a curated record. Gene Ontology annotation, cellular component: spindle microtubule; chromosome passenger complex; spindle midzone. The transcript is spliced from 11 exons.
CGAUCGCAUUGGCGCGUCUGCAGGUCUCGCCUGUAGGUCAGUGCGCGGUGUUGAAUACAUGGUAAGGUCUUCAUUAAGAGGCGCUUUGCUGAAGGAGAACCAGACUUGAUUAUUGCCGAGCUCCUUACUUCGCGACGUGCGUCUGGCCCGUGCAGCAGAGCCCCCCACAUCUGCAACGUUUGCUUCAUUGCAUUUGCAAUUGCUAUCAGUCAAAAGCUUUGCAUGCUACUGCUAGCGAGAACUGCAGGGCAAGACGUUUUCUAAGAGCAACAAGGUGGUGCGCGCGGGUACAAUAUAGCAUCAUACCCAAUGACAACAGCUUCACUGGCAUCCACGCGGCACAGUCUGGAUGCACGCGCCAACGCUGAGCUGUCUUCCUACCGCAACCCGCCACGCCUCGCCAUCGACUUGUCGGGGCUCGCGGGUUCAACCGAUGAACCCCUCGCUCCAUCACCGUCAUUGGUUACGGCACCGUCGCCGUCAGGCACCACCAACGCUCCCGACUGCGGCUCCUCGGACUCGGCCUCUCCGUCGUCGAAGAAGGUGGGCUUACUAAAGGAGCUGAAGCAAAUGUUCUCAUCCAAUCGCCGCCACCGAGGCCAAGACCAGCAAGGUCAUGGCCGCCCUCGGGAUUUCACAUCUGACGGCGGGGCCGACCCCAUCGCCGCCACCGCUGCCUCCUCCUCCCCUGUCGCCACUGCCGCAGCUUCCCGAGCCGCCGCUGCCGACGACGACCCGACACGUGCUGCCACCGCCUCCAAGCCGUCGGCCGGCCGCAGCAGCAGCAGCUUCCGGGCCGUGCGGAUGAAUUUCAGCCGCAAAAUCGCUGCCGCUGAUGCCGCCCAACUGGACAAAAGCACCAGCCACCACCAUCACCACCACGCGCACCACCACCACCGCCAACUUGCAUCGCCGCCGCCGCUUGAACCACCGCAUGGCGCCCAUGGCAGCGGCUCUCUGAGCAGCAUCUUCGCGCGGAUCAAGUCUCCCAUGCGCCUGCUGUCCACCCUGUCUGUUGGCGGACUCAAGUCUCCCGUCGAGAGCCUGGCGUCGGCGCCUUGCUCGCCGCCGCCACUGGCCUUGAGCUGCGUCGGCGACGUGACCCCGCCGUUGCCGUCGCCGUCUUGCCAGCAGCAGCAACAUAACCCGAACGGCGCUGCCGGCUCUGUCAAGCGCAGCAGCAGCGUCGCUGCGUCCCGCACCCUUACCCGCGGCGUCGGCAGCAACAGCGUGGCCGCCAGCAGUGGUGGCACCGGCGACGUUCGCAACUACCGCAACGCCGCCGCCAGCGCCACCGCCGCGCUGGCAGCAGUGUCAGUGGCAUCCAACACGGUUGCUGCCGGUUUCGGCAGCGGCAGCGGCUGCAGGGCUGUAGCCCCGGUGGAAGCCAGCGGUGACGACGACACAGCAGCAGUUGCCAAAAGCAGCGGGAGCUUGAACGGCGGACACACGGCGGCGGCACAGCGCCGCCUACUGCAGGCCGUGGUCGCCGCCGCGUGCCAAACGGAUAAGGAUGGCGCCGCCGCCGCCGCCACCACCACCACCGUCACCGUCGCGAUGAGCCGGUUCAACAGCUGCCCUGCACCCCGCGUUCCCUGCGUCCUCUCGGCCGGGCCGGCGCGCCCUCAUCACGCGGCGCCAGACCCUGCUGCUGGCGGCGGCGCCGCUGGCACCAGUGGCAGCAGUGCCGCUGGCGACGCCAGCCUCCAAGGUAGCAGCAUGCUUCACAACGGCAGUGCCGAGGACGGCCGCAAUUCCUACUGGAGCGCCAUGCACACGACAGGCAGCGACGGCGUCAGUGGCAGCGGCGGCGGCGGCGAUAACAGCGCGCAAGCUGACUACUUUGCAACCGACACACCGCAGAUCCCGCAGAUCCCGUUGCUGCCCUCCGCUGUGCCGCCGUCAUCGACGCCUGUUCCGGCGCACUACCAACACUACGGCAGCAAUUCUUACAAGGUCAUUGCUGUGGCAGCGGCACACGAGGCGGCGGCGGCAUCCAUCAGCACGCGAGCAGCCACGGCCAGCGACGGCGCCCCACAUCAGCAGCAGCACCCCAGCAACCGCAAUGGCGGCGGCGGCGGCGGCAGCGGCUGUUAUGGCAUGCACGGCAAACCCGCGCGUAUCUAUGACAGUUUAUGGAGAGGCGUGACUAGGUCUGCCGCGGCCGCAGCGGCGGCGGCGGCGGCGGAGGCGGGUGAUGCCGCCGGCAUCGCUGCCUCCAGUGGCCUGGGGCCUGGCAGAAACGGCAGUAGCAGCGGCCGCGCUGGAGGCGCCGCCGCCGCGGCCAGCAUUGGUGCCGGCGCCGUUGGCGACACCGGUGAUUACACUUCGCUGCUGCUGUCUGCCUGCGUGCUAACGCCGCUUGAUGAGGAAGAAGAUGACGAGGACAGCGGCUACGCCGCCGCCAGAAGUGCGGCAGCGGCUGGUCGCGUGGCGGCGGGGACGAUGAGCCAGCUUGCUGCCGCUGCCACAGCCGUGCCCGGUGCUGCUACUGCCGCGGCCUCAGAGCCCUGCACCGCUCCAGCAUCGGCCGCUCCUCCACCCUCAGAGGUCCACCUGGCAGGUGCUACUGCUGCUACUGCUGCCAAGGCCGCAGCCGCCACCGUCGCCACAGCCGCUGUAGCCGUGACCAGCAGUACCACCGGCACUCCAGGUGCGACAGCAGCCGACGCAGGGCAGCACCAGGAGGAGGGUGAGGGCGGCGCGGCGCUCUUGGCCAUGAACGACGCCGUACCGCCCACUAUGCCGCGCCGUACCUGGGAUCUGUCUGACUACGACAUUACUAAGCGCAUCUACAAGGGCGCCUUGUCUUGCGUGUACCGUGCUACCUGCCGCAAGUCUGGACUGCCUGUGGCGCUCAAGGUUUACUUCAUGGCUCGUGUGCCCGCCAACACGCUGCACAUGCUGCGCCGCGAGAUCGAGCUGCACAUCGGCCUGGCGCACAAGAACAUCAUUAUGCUCUACGCGGCCUUCCAUGACUCGAAGCACCUGGUGCUGGUUCAGGAGUGGGCGGAGCGUGGCGACUUGUUCGGCGUCCACCGCCGCAUGAAAUGCCGCCUGACCGAGACGCAGACCACGGAGCUGCUGCUCGCCCCUUUCCUGGAUGCGCUGGCAUCGCUGCACCGGCGCGGCAUCGUGCAUCGCGACAUCAAGCCCGAGAACAUCCUGUACACGCAGGGCUGGACGCUCAAGAUUGCGGACUUUGGGGUGUCGAUCUGUCUGCGUGAUGAGCGGGCGGUGACGCGGGCCGGCACCGUUGAAUACAUGGCCCCCGAGGUCGAGCGCUGCCCGCUCAAGCGCACGUCUCACGAGAACAAAUACAACCCGAGCCUCGCCUACACCGCAUCUGCUGACAUCUGGUCGGUCGGUGUGUUGGCGUACGAGAUGCUGGUCGGCUUCCUGCCCUUCGUGUCGGAGGCAAAUGAGAUGCCGCCGAAGGCAGGCGGGGAUGGCGUUGCUGUGGCCGCCUUCAUGGCCGCGGAGGCCAACACCCGCGCGCUCUCCUUCCCCUCGUCGCUUUCGGAGCCGGCACGUGACUUCAUCCGAGCCGCUCUCAGCGAGAACCCCUGCGACCGGCCCACAGUUGAGCAACUGCUCCAGCACCCAUGGAUUGUGCCAGCUUUGGAGAAGCACGAGAGGCUCAGGGCUCGCAUGACGUAACGGGCGGACACGCACGCCGCCGCCUGCAUCGACAGCCCUCAUGCGGCGACGCUCGUUUGCACCACUGGGGUGUGAGUGCAGCCGCACAUGCCGCGCAAAUACGCGCUGGCAAUAAGUACCGCAAGCAUGCACCCCGCUGUUGGCACGAGUUGCGUGACCUGCGCAAUGCCCAGACGUUGGUUAUUAUUACAGGAGGCAUGCACCGGGUAGGGCAUGGGGAAUGAUUAAGGUCAUUCGGGUCUCUGCGAGCACGGGGGGAAGUCCACGAAAGGUACCUAAGCGUCAGUAUUAAGUAUGAGGGUAACAAGUAAACACGUGCAAAUGUGGAUAAUACGUGGGCGUAUGGCGGUGCUGAACCGCGCACUGCUGAACUCUGUUGGGUUCUUUGGUGGGUGCGUGCCUAGCCCAGCCAAGGGUUGCAUGCUCGGCUGGCUUGGCAUGAACGGAAUUUGUCGUGGCUGCACAUAUCCAUUCAUCCGUCGGAUGCAUGCACACGCUGCCACCUGCUGCGAGGUGGGACGGCUGAAGUCAAUCACGAGGAUAUUUGGCAAACAGUAACGGGCUGAUAAGCACCAGUCAUCAAACACAACAUGCGGCGCACUCGAUUGUGUUCUCGCGACGCAAGCCGGUGAGACGGCUUUCUUCAGCCCAUCCAUUAACUAACACAAGCAAAUUACCAUGUGUUACGGAUGCAUGGAGGCGAGGGGGGGGAUUGGGUCGGCUGUGUUAGCGUUGCUUAAGCAUUAUGGUGUGUCUCUGUGGCAACUACGGUGCUGCUGGCUAUUUUUCAGGGGGGGGCGGGCCUGUCGCACACACGCACGGAAUGAAGACACACGCAUCGUGGGAUGUGGGUAGGUAGGUUACAUCAGGCGCUUGGGUCGGAAGGUAGUUUGCUCGCGGCACAUCUAUGUUUGUGUGCGUGUGGAAGGACAAUGGUUGUGGGUCAAUAUCAGGCAGGGGCGUGUGCGUGGUCGCAACACUGGUGAAUGGGCGCCGUUUGCUGCACGGGGCGUGUGUGUGUGUGUGCGGGGGGGGGGGGGGGGCUGGACUCCGUGUCA